Messenger RNA from Somion occarium, 1300 nucleotides. Lineage: Eukaryota; Fungi; Basidiomycota; Agaricomycetes; Polyporales; Cerrenaceae. The record is from the annotation of a GenBank genome assembly.
GGUCCCGCCAUGAUACCAUUUAUGUAAACCCCACCCCAAACCCCCUGCAGUCCCGACAGCGUUACACACAAUUCAAAGUUACGGGGUACAGACAGAUACAAACCGCAUCCGCAGCCCCCAGGACCUGAUCGGACCUGAACCGCGAUCGAUAGAUGUGUGUCUUCCGUCCUUGACAGGAAGCAGUGCCUUUUUGUGGUGGAGUCUGGAUUCUGGAGUCGUGCUUGUGUACCUGAAACGCUCCAGGGUCCAAGGGCCCCGUUGAGGACAGAACAGCCAUCAGGCAAAAAAUGGCCCUGUCUUAAUUGAGUGACGGAUGGUUGUUCCCUUAUUGAGCUGAUGUUGAACAGGUUCUUGAUCAAAUUCGAUCUGUUUCCGGCGUACACCUUGACGGAUUCGGGAGUCUCUUUUAAGCCCAGCUAAACCACACGAACAUGGGUAUUCAUGUGCUUACCGGCCUUUCGUAUUGGAAGCUUCGCGCCAUAAAGACGGUCUUCGAGGGUAUCACGACCAUGAUCAUAACCGAGUGUUACCCGAGCCUACGCCCUUUGGUUCACCGUUGCUACCGGGAUAUCAAACUUCACUUUGGAUGUUCUUUACAUCACCAUAUGCGGACUCCGAGGAUCUUGUUACUGAUCAAUCUCCAUAUGCUAAGUUAUACCCCUCAGACCGGAAUAUCAAACUCACUGCACCCAAGUUGUUUUCUGUGACGCGCUUUGUUCACGAACGACUUGUCAUCGGAUGCGCUGGCACGUUCGGCUCCCCCCAGAAUCGGCCAGCCACGUAUGUUUACGAAAUAUUUCGUAUAUCCUUUCAGGCGGGGCCGACAGAAGAAGCGAUCUCGAGGUCUCAUGACAACCGACUAUUGGGUGGGCUUCAACCAGGAGAGAAGCAUGUCAGCCUCGCCACCUGCCUUUGCGUCUCGUCAUUGCAUUUCAGCAUCCCGCACAGACUUGGCCUUCAUUUCUCCCGGUUUGGUGACUGCGCUUCGGGAAGAAGAGACCAUCUGGCGUUGUGGUGUUCUGUGGGUGUUUGUGCCAUACGAACCUCUGAACAUGGGAAUUCUACUGCAUCUGCGCAUAAUACCAUGUGGCGGCUUUGGAUCCGUGAUACGAACUUCGCGUAAAGCUUGGAAAUUCUGGAAACUCAGAAAACGUGGAUAUACCAGAUCGCUUUACUCUCGAGUUCGAAUGUUCUUUUCUCUUGGACAAGUUCCGGUUUUUCCCACUGCGGUUCCGGGACGGUGAUAAGGCGAAUAUAUCAUUGCGAAGGAAAUAUCUGACCUUUGCUUGACACGGUCCUC